Molecule: messenger RNA, 1120 nt
Organism: Baudoinia panamericana UAMH 10762
Lineage: Eukaryota; Fungi; Ascomycota; Dothideomycetes; Mycosphaerellales; Teratosphaeriaceae
Exons: 2
Coding region: 119-1120 (333 amino acids)
Source: RefSeq, a predicted model, not a curated record
AAGACUGACUGGCCUCCCGUGAGCACAUAAGUGCCCUUUGAACGGACUCUGCUGCCGUGAGGCAAGAACCACAAAGCGGCCAAGGCGAGGAACGUGAAACUAAUAGUUGCUGUCCAUCAUGCAGCAAGGCGCGCUCGCUCAGCCCACAGCAUUCGCACAUCCGCAACAAGCAGGACGUUACGCCGGACUAGGGUUGGUCAAAGGCCUUCUCGGUACACAGCAGAUUCCAGACCCUCCACCCGUUUCGUCGAAGGAUGAAAGCGACUUCAAGUUACUCACCAAUGAACAGAAGCAAGCGUACUCCUGGCAAUACCACGGCUAUCCGGCGUUGUCAAAGCAAAUGGCAUCCGGCCAUGAUUUUUUCGUACUCCGUAGAUUCUCGCCCUUGCAAGUGCGCUGCUUACUCCAUUUGCAAAACGAGAUCGCAACCCUCGAUCGAAAACUCCAGGCUUGGGAUGAGUACAUGAUGAAGAAGCCGUUGGGGUUGGAGAAGGCAGAUUCCGGCAGCCUGUCAGAGGAUCCGUGUCAGGUUCGAACUCUGAUUAUACAGAGAUCAGUCCCUCUUCUGCAGCAAUAUAAUGACCUAGUGGCUUCAUUCUCCAAUAUCCGGUCUCGGCCAACUGCAACGAAGCGUCAAUGUCGAAAUCUGAGACAUUGGUUUGGGACAUACCCUGACGCCAUCCAACCCGACGAGCAGCAUCACCUCGACCAGGAUGGUAACAUGUUGCAAGGUGAUCUUUUCCCAAUCGUCGCAAGACCCAAGGCUCCGCUUGCGAUGCUGAUUGACCGCACUCGCUGCUUGAGGUUUCUCUUCCGGACUGGGAAGCGUUCAGACCACGUGGACACGCCUCUAGCGAGAUAUUGGAGUGCUAAGGCGCUUGAGACAUUCACGACGGUCAUUAUCCUCAUCGUCGGCCUUGGCAUGCUGUUCGGACCGGUCUGGUGGCUCAAUAAUGUUAACGAACAUGACCGCCAACUCGCUAUCGUCACCGGCUUCUCCGUAUUGUUCGUCAUCUGGUCUUGGUUUGCGGCUGGCAAUAGGCCUUUCGAGAUAUUAGCAGCAUCUGCGGCCUAUACUGCUGUGCUGAUGAUCUAUCGACAGAUCGCGUCCGGACCAUGA